AUGCGUUACUCAUUCACCAUCACUGCCUUGAGCCUCCUCUCGUCGGCUUUUGCUAUCACCGUCACCACUCCUUCAUCAGACACGGUGUGGGAUUUCUCCACUGCCAAAACUAUCAAAUUUACUAGCGAUCCUAGUGAUCCUUCAGUGAUCAGCAUCAUCCUUCGAAGUCAGGAUGGCUCCUUCCAGACUAAAUUGGCGGAUAACGUCAAGACCUCUACCGGCGAAUACACGACGCAGCCUAACCCUAGCAUUUCCAACGGAGAUGACUAUGAGAUCCAGAUAAUUGAUUCUGCUGGCCAGCUCGCUGUCAGUGACAUUUUUACUGUCAAGAAGGGCGCUUCGGAUGAUGGUACCACAUCCUCCUCUUCUUCUACUUCCUCUUCUUCAACAUCGUCUUCUACCACCACUAUCACAACUACCACCUCCCUUUCCUCCACUUCUUCCACUUCUUCUUCAUCCAGUCCGACCACUUCUACAUCGGUCACCUCAGCCCUUAUAUCCUCGGCAUCGCCAACUUCCAUGUCAUCGACUAGCUCCACCACCACCACCUCCCUUUCUACCUCUUCUUCCAAGAACUCGUCUUCCACCUCUUCCGACAGUUCAUCCACCAGUGCCUCUGCCUCCCCUCUGUCGUCGACGGGUGCGUCGUCUCAGUUGAGUGCUUCCAAGGAAGCCAUGGCUCUGCUUGGUGCUGCUUUUGCGCUCUUCUACGUUUAA
Messenger RNA from Penicillium pulvis, 717 nucleotides. RefSeq names its product GPI anchored serine-threonine rich family protein. The transcript is spliced from 3 exons. The coding region runs from base 1 to 717 and encodes 238 amino acids. The record is from RefSeq and is a predicted model, not a curated record. Lineage: Eukaryota; Fungi; Ascomycota; Eurotiomycetes; Eurotiales; Aspergillaceae.